AUGAAAAACACAACUCUAAGUGCACUCUUACUCCUAUUGGCUGCCAUCGCUAUGCCCAUUACCGUUGGCAAACGCCGUUUAGCCGCGAGUGAUACGCAAAAUGAGCAACGCGCCUUACUGGGAGGCCGUCAGCAACCAAUAGUUUAUUCGCAAGCACCAUGUAUUUGUUCACCUGGACCACCUGGACCUGCUGGAUUACCCGGUCAACCAGGCUUACAGGGUAAUCGUGGCGAUAAGGGUGAUGAGGGCUUGGUGGGCCCAGUAGGACCACCCGGACCACCUGGCCAACGUGGACUGCCCGGUAGAGCAGGUAUUCCAGGACCAAUAGGCCCACCAGGACGACGUGGCAGACGUGGUUUCCCUGGUGAGCGUGGUCCGGCAGGACCAACUGGCCCAACAGGACCAACUGGGCCAACAGGACCGGCAGCCUCAUCUCGUUCCUUAGACUUACGUGCGGGAGAGGGACAUGUCAAUUUGCCGGACUAUGAUAUACAUGUGGGUGAGGGUGAUGAUGAUAUUGAUGAUGAUGUAGAUGAUGAAGAUGAGUAUUUUGAAGAGAGAAAAAGGAAGUAA
Molecule: messenger RNA, 573 nt
Organism: Ceratitis capitata (Mediterranean fruit fly)
Lineage: Eukaryota; Metazoa; Arthropoda; Insecta; Diptera; Tephritidae
Product: putative cuticle collagen 99
Exons: 2
Coding region: 1-573 (190 amino acids)
Source: RefSeq, a predicted model, not a curated record